Callorhinchus milii (elephant shark) is the source of this 3623-nucleotide messenger RNA. RefSeq lists its product as uncharacterized. The record is from RefSeq and is a predicted model, not a curated record. Lineage: Eukaryota; Metazoa; Chordata; Chondrichthyes; Chimaeriformes; Callorhinchidae. Bases 310 to 855 code for a protein of 181 amino acids. The transcript has 7 exons.
AGAGGAGAGAGAGAGAGAGGGAGGAAAGAGGGGAGAGAAAGAGAGAAGCUCAGCCUCACUGAGAGUGAGUUGCAGAGAGAGAGAGAGAGAGAGUGUGAGAGAGGGAGAGAGAGAGAGAGAGAGAGAAGAUGCUGAAAGUGAUUGCUCAGUCUUUGGCCAUUUUCCUUCUCAUUUUCCUCCUCGUCGCCAAUUUCGUGGUGGUGAAAAGUGCAGAGGCAAUUAACGUGGCGUACAGGAGGCUGUGCAGACACUGAGGGCAGCUCUGACCCCCCCCCACCAACUGGUGUUUAAGGACAGACUGGCUGGACAAUGUUGCAUUACUGCCUGGCCCACACCGCCUAUCACUUGAGCAGAAGGCUGCCUAAACGCAGCAGACUGAGAUUUCAGAUCCUCGUGGUUCUAGUUGUGACUUUCUUUCUCGUUCCUCAGCUCUUUGUACUGUUCCGACCAAAGUCAUCGCGUUACUGUGAGCAACCCCUCCUCAGGAACCUAACCAGUUUCAUCGUCCUUACCUUCCUCAUGACAGGGUUUACAGUUGUUCUGACUUUGAUGGACCCAGUGCCUCGGGAGGUGAAAGUGGCUUUCCACGUGUUUGGAGUAGCAUCUUUUGCACAGGGAAUGCUAACAAUUGCCUUCACUGUUACUGCUCCUGAAUGUGCAAAGACGACCCCUGAGCUGUAUCGCUUGUCCCUCGUGUUGUCUGUAUUGAGUGCUCUCGCAACAGUGUUCGUCCUUUUCACAAUACCUUUCUGGCUCGCUAACAUUUUCUACCCGGGGAUGGUGCUUAAUAAGCGUUCCCGGGCUGGGAUCUGCUACGAACCCGUCUCGCACUGUUCCUGCCUGUGGCACGUUUAACAAAAAAAUCCAGGCCAGCCCUCGCCUCGGAAGGAGAGACCAACGACUCAAAACCAUGAAUAACACAAUCGGUCGCCAAAGCAACAGCCACGCAACAACAUUCCAGCGUCUGAGCCAUUAUCAAGUUGAGUUGACCACCCAGUCAGGUCGUAUGAAAAGUCACAAAGAAAUUAUUAACCCGCUGCAGAGACAGCUGCCUCCUUUUUAUUUGUACAAUUAUCGCUCUCGUUAGUAAAACAGCUAAACUCGGUCACUAUGUCCAGCUGUACAGCCAGAUUCAGUCAGACCAUUUAAGUUUAAUGAUCUUCAUUAAUAUUGCAUCCACUAACCUCUCGUCUUUGUGCAGGUAAAACUGGUAGUUGCACAACUAUUAAAAGGGACUUUUUUUCUUAACUAAAAAAAUGUUUUUAAUAGGAGAGAUACCGCCUGCCGAACACUGACCUUUAUAUCUUAGCGCUGCUGCUGGACAAUUACGAUUACGAGUGGGCUAUGCUGGAGCCGUCUAAUCCCUCAUGUCCUUAAAAAUAAACGACUGGGAUUUUCACCUUCCCUGAGUAUGUGUUUGGAAUCGUAAAGAUUCUAUUCUUUUACCAGAACAGUUGCCAGCUCGAGAGAGAGAGAAACUCUCCCCCCCCCCACUCUGUACCCCAGACACAGACUGAAGCCUCUGCGUGUGGGAUACAUGCUCUACUUAGGGUUGAUACUUGGGGAUGCUGAGGCAGAGUCAGGUAAUGGACAGUGGUGUGGGCCAGUGCAGCAAGAGGCCCGUGUACACAUUAUCCAAACCACACGGCACCACUUCACCCGAUUCAAUGGAAAAGUGACUCUAAAACAGUUCCCCAGGUGUGGAAUUCAGUGAGUGAGUUUCACAGGUCAGUAGGGUCCUGCUUCAAGUCAGCUGCCCCGCGCUGAUGUAAGGCUGGAUGGCAUUACAAUUGGACUCACUGAGCCUGGGCUGGGCUUUGGCGUGGGAGAAGAGGGGAAAAAGUGAAAGAAGGCAUACACAAGUAGUCAGAGUUCCCAACUCCAAUCGCUAUCCAGUAACCCCAGUUGAUGGAAAGUAUGUGUGCGCGCGCCUUAUGUACAGCAAGACAGUGUGCAAACGCACAAGCUCACAUAUAGGUAAAGCAGGACUUGCGGGUGCACUGUAUAUGCAAUAUGCAGGAUGUCCUGCUUUGCGUGCACCCACCCACUCUGGUCUGACUCUGAUCACAGCUCAUGGACCAAAAGCAAGACCCUUGCUUUAUCACUCCCGUUUCAGAUGGGUUUUGCCCACAAUUGGAUGGGAGGGAGUUUGUAGCGGUUUCCCAUCGUUGAUCAGCUCAUUUUGCUCUUGUGCUAUCUCUGCUGAUUGCAUUGCGAUACAUGCCAGAUCUCUCAUUUCCUCACUGUAGUCAGUCACAAGUCACUAUGGUACGGAUCAGUUUUUCGCGAGUGGCCUAAUGAUAGUUUGCGUAACAGAACUCACUGUCCCUUUUCACUAACAAACCAGUGAGUACUUUUGAAAGAAAUAGAAUGGUAACGUGUUGGUUUCAAGGCAGGUACUGGGUGUGGGGUUGGGGGGGGGGGGGGGGAAGGGAAUAUACUUUGUAUUGAUAAAACUUUUGCCAUUUCAAACGUUGGCAUCAAUGUGACCUCUGAGUUACUUACAGGCUCGCGCCCCAAUUAUCCCGUGUGAAACUGGGUUGAAUUCUGCAUCAUUAUGCUGUUGGGGCUGAGCAGCUCGCUCUCAAGUUGUGACGCUGUUAACACUUAAUAUGUUUUAAUGAGAGAAUAAGAUGCUGUACUUUGUUCAGAAGCACUGAAUCGUAAGACCGGCGGCACUGCAGAUGUUUUAAAGAUGUAGCAACAAAGAAUUGUUUACAUGCCAGUUGUGAAAUGUAUAGCAAAACACUUAAGACACUGUUGGAAAUUAAUUGUGAUUAUUUUGUUUCAAUCGUUAAGACUGUUUUCCCAUGUUGAGUUAUAACUUCUUAAAAAGAGGGUUUGUGUACUCUUUCCACCCCCACCCCUUCCCGAAUCAUCUCCUUUCACUGGUCCCGGUCUAAAUCCAUCCUCCCCUCUUGUCAAGAGCUAACAAGAAACGCGCACACACGCACAUCCAGCAGACUUCCCUUGAUACCCAAUGACUGAAUUCUGGAGCACGAGAUUGAAGGUGCGAGUCUUUGCACGUGGCUCAGUUGAUUGCAGAUUCAAGCCCUAAAUUGGGAUUGGAGCUCAAAAUCUAGUGUCCAGUCAAUUACACUGCAGUCAUGGGGCGGGUGAGGGGAGAUCUGCAUAGUUGGGAGGGGUACCAGUCCUUCAGAGAAGGCCUUAAAAGCACCUGCCUCUUCUUCGGACAUUCAAACCAUUUGGAUUAAACCUCUCACCCGAUGGGCUGCCCCCUCCCACUCCACAGCACUGCACUGGGAGCACCAUUUUAGACUAUCAGCUCAAAGUCCUGACAUGGGGCUUUGAACCCAUGAGCUCCUGAGGUCGAAAGAGUACAACUGAUUGAAGCCAAGCUGACACCUCAAGGGCACACGUGUGGAUGGAUGGCAGACAAGGAUUGAGCUCUGCUGCAACACUUGACGCACUGCAGGAUCUUGUCAGCGAGGUCCUUGUGCAGCCAUCAGAUUCCCGCCUAGGUCAGUGCGUUCAGCAGACAGGCUCGAGGGAGGAAACCGGGACUUAAGUCUUGUAUUGAGCAAUAAUGACUUUCAGCAGUUUUGUUGACUGGAGCCGUUUGGCAACAUUGUAUUUUCAAUAAAUAUUUUGUGGAAACCCAA